AUGAGAACAAUCAAACUGGUCGUCAUUGGCAACUCGGGCGUCGGGAAGACUUCCCUCCGCGGGCAGUAUGUAUCUGGACGCUUCUCAGCAGGCUAUCGCGCAUCUAUCGGCGCAGACUUUAUCUCUAAAACACUGCCGCACCACUCGAACCCGGAGGAAAGCGUUACACUGCAGAUCUGGGAUACGGCCGGACAGGAGCGCUUCAGCUCCCUUUCUUCGGCUUUCUUUCGAGGAGCAGAUGCGGCGCUGCUCAUGUACGACGUCACGACUCCUGAAUCUCUAAAGUCGCUCGAGCGCUGGUGGUCCGAGUUCCGCGACCGCGCGCCCGUCCCAGACGAGGAGCUGGAGAACUUCUGCGUCGUAGUGGUAGGGAACAAGACGGAUCUCGUACCGGAGGGGGAGCCAUCGCCCGUGAGCGAAACAGACGCCCAAAGUCUGAUGAACAUACUCGUACCGCCACCAUCACCGCUGAGCAGCCCGCUCAUGCCUGAGAGCGACGCCGAAGCCGAGCCGGUGCGCCCGCUGACGUUGUACGAGGACGCAUAUGAUCAUUACGCGGAUCAAUCACCAGAAGCGGACGGUGGCGCUCAAGGGGACGACGCGAUUGCUAUACACGUCCCGCCGGCGAGCGAGCCUAUCUCUUUGGGAACUAAGCGCCCGAAGAGCCUCGCUAGCCGCCGGUCAAACUCGCUUGCGCAUGGGACGAUGAGCAGCGUGCGAACGGGGCUGUCGAUGUACCAUACGCCCUCAUCUUCCGUGAUGGAUUCAGACGCGGAUUACUUUCAGAGCGCACGGGCCACGCCGCUUGAUAUGCGCUCGCCCACUUCGUCAUUGUCCCGCCCUGGAUCGAGGAGUACGAGUCGAAACAGUCUGUUGCGGCACCGCUCCAUCAGCAUGUCCAGCACCGAUACAGCUAGUACGAGUACUUCGGCCGCAAAGACGAUCACACCCUCGCUUUUCACGCGCAAAGCCCAACGCUCCUCAACACCCGACACAGACGAGGCGCCAACACCACACGCGGUCUCACGCCAUGUAUCUUCCUCCUCCCAUCCGGGAUCCAUUCCGCUUUCACCUACCGCCGCCUCCCGAAGACCUCAGCUAAGUCCACCGGAUACUGGACCCCGCCACUUCCGCGCCUCAGCGAAGAGUGGUGAAGGCGUAGCGGCGGCAUUCGAAUAUGUCGCAGAACGCGUCGUCAAACGGUGGGAAUGGGCGGAGGCGGAGGAUGCACGGACGUUCAGGCUCAGCGAAUCGCGCGACGAUACGUUGAGGCUCGAAGAUGAGCGUGGACGGUCUCGCGGGAGGAAGCUCGCUGCUGCGUGUUGUGGGACGUAG
This is a messenger RNA of Peniophora sp. CBMAI 1063, 1335 nucleotides long. The record is from the annotation of a GenBank genome assembly. Lineage: Eukaryota; Fungi; Basidiomycota; Agaricomycetes; Russulales; Peniophoraceae.